Messenger RNA from Humulus lupulus (European hop), 2164 nucleotides. Its product is annotated as beta-1,2-xylosyltransferase. Lineage: Eukaryota; Viridiplantae; Streptophyta; Magnoliopsida; Rosales; Cannabaceae. The coding region runs from base 99 to 1646 and encodes 515 amino acids. Gene Ontology annotation, molecular function: glycosyltransferase activity. The record is from RefSeq and is a predicted model, not a curated record. The transcript has 3 exons.
AGUACUAACAUCUCCUCCUCUUCCUCUUAUUCUUUUCUAGAGAGGGAAACUGACUGAGGAAAAUACUUAGAGAGAGAGAGAGAGUAGGAAAGAUCACCAUGGGCAGAAGGAGCUUGAAGCUCCUUAAGAUCCUUCUCCUACUCUUUGCUUUGAACUCUCUCUCCCUAUGCCUCUACUACUUAUCUCACGCAAAACCCUUCUUCUCCAAUCUCCAUACCCAUAACCCAACUCACUAUUCCUUGACUCUAAACCGCCUUCCCUUGACUGAAAAUCAACAGCAUCUUCAAACCCACCAACGGUUUUCCAAGCCAUGGCCUAUUCUUCCGUCUUAUCUCCCGUGGUCGCAGACCCCAGACGUAGCUUCUCGCUCCUGUGAGGCAUAUUUCGGUAAUGGGUUCACUCACCGCGUCGAUCUGCUCCGACCAGAAACUACCGGUUCCGGCUGGUUUAGGUGCUGGUUCAGUGAGACUCUUAGAAGCUCCGUUUGUGAAGGCGGGGCGCUUAAGAUGGUCCCGGAGAAGGUGAAGAUGUCUGCAGGAGGGGAGUGGUUGGAGGAGGUUAUUGGACGGUCGGAGGACGAUGAGUUGCCGGAGUUUGAAAUUGGAGCUUUUGAGCUUGAUGGGGGUCGAAGAUUUUCUGGCCAGAAGAAGGAGCUUGCGAGUCUUGAGGUUUUGGAUAAGUAUGUGCCAGAAGGAGAGGUCUUGAGGCACACCAUGCGUAGUUUGGUUGAAUCUAUUAGGAUCGUUCCGGCUAAGGAGUUCGAAUGCAAUGAGUGGAUUGAGGAGCCAACACUUCUGCUUACACGCUUUGAGUAUGCUAAUCUUUUUCAUACUGUCACUGAUUGGUAUAGUGCUUAUGUGUCUUCAAGGGUAACCGGCUUGCCUAAUCGACCCCAUUUGGUGUUUGUAGAUGGACACUGCAUGGCGCCCUUGGAAGAAACAUGGACAGCAUUGUUCUCUAGCCUCAGAUACGCCAAGAACUUUACUGGCUCUGUAUGUUUCCGUCAUGCAGUUCUUUCACCCUUAGGGUACGAAACUGCUCUAUUCAGGGGGCUGAAUGAAGAAAUAAACUGCCAUGGUACGUCAGCACAAAAUCUGUGGCAAAACCCGGAUAACAGUAAGACUGCUCGAUUAUCUGAGUUUGGAGAAAUGAUCAGAGCUGCUUUUCGGUUUCCAGUUAACAGACAUCGUGCUGAAGGAUCAGCUUCAGGUUAUAACAUCCUCUUUGUUCGACGAGAAGAUUAUUUAGCUCAUCCUCGUCAUGGUGGUAAAGUUGAGACAAGGCUCAGUAAUGAAGAAGAAGUAUUUGGUUCUUUAAGAAACUGGAUUUCCACUCGUAGGGAUUGCAGAAUAAACCUUGUGAAUGGGUUGUUUGCUCACAUGUCCAUGAAGGAGCAAGUCCGGGCUAUUCAAGAUGCUCAUGUAAUUAUUGGUGCUCAUGGUGCUGGGCUCACACACAUAGUUUCUGCACUACCAAAAACAGUAGUUCUGGAGAUUAUUAGCAGCCAAUUCAGACGGCCUCACUUUCAGUUGAUUGCACAAUGGAAAGGGUUGGAAUAUCAUGCCAUUAACCUCGACGGAUCUUAUGCUAGUCCACAGGUUGUCAUCCAGAAGCUUAGCAACAUAAUGAGAGACCUUGGAUGCUGAAAAUAGUUUUCAUUGUGGCAAUGCCCAUCUAUCACUGAGCAUAUGUUCUUGAACUAUCACGAUGUCUCCUCCUGCACAAUGCGACAUUUCCAAGAUUCUCUGAUCUUUGCUCAAUCUGAGAUUGAUUUUCUUUCUCGGAUCUUUGCUCGAUCUGAGAUGGAUUUUCUUUUCUGGGAUACCACAUUUAAAUGGUUGAGUGCAAACAUUAUCAGUUCAAAUGGAGACCAGAGAAAUAUAGAUGAGAAGGUGGUCUAGUUUGUUGGUUGUUUGGGCACUAGGCAGAGAACUAGGCCUAGCAUGGUGUGAUUUCAUCAACUAGAGAUGAAUGGUUCAGAGUUAGUGUAUUCUAUCAAAUUGUCAAAUGGCCAUAAACAAUUUUACUUUAUUCCUUCAGUUACAAAAGUAUAGGUUGAUGACAUGUUAGGAAUGAUAGUAGUUAUUCUUUGUUCUAAAAGCAACUUUUUUGCGGACGAAUAGAUAAUGCAACACUGAUCAAUCAUUUGCUUUUUUUGGCUUGA